AUGCAGAAAUUGCCCGAGCUCGGACACCUCCACCAAGCUAUUGAGAGUCUACGUGCGGAAAACAAGACAGCCAACGAGAGCAACAUCCGCGAAUCGAGAACCAUCAGGAUUGCUAUGCAGCAGAAUACGGUCGAACUGAAGGAAAACACCAACACAACGCGCGCAGCCAGCGCGGCUGCCAAGGAGGCUUGGAAAGCCAGCGAGCUGGCGGUCAAGGUCGUGAAGGAUAUCAAAGCACUAGAGCCGAUGAAUCAGGGGAACACCGGGCAGUCAUAUGCCAGCGUAGCCGCCCGAGGAGGACUUGCAGGGAGCAUGCAUAACCCCUGGAACUAG
Colletotrichum abscissum is the source of this 333-nucleotide messenger RNA. RefSeq lists its product as uncharacterized. The transcript has a single exon. The record is from RefSeq and is a predicted model, not a curated record. NCBI's taxonomy places the organism in Eukaryota, Fungi, Ascomycota, Sordariomycetes, Glomerellales, Glomerellaceae. The coding region runs from base 1 to 333 and encodes 110 amino acids.